This is a messenger RNA of Aplysia californica (California sea hare), 1132 nucleotides long. Its product is annotated as serine/threonine-protein kinase GRIK1-like. Gene Ontology annotation, biological process: protein phosphorylation. The transcript is spliced from 3 exons. Gene Ontology annotation, cellular component: cytoplasm. The coding region runs from base 1 to 831 and encodes 276 amino acids. Gene Ontology annotation, molecular function: protein serine/threonine kinase activity; ATP binding. The record is from RefSeq and is a predicted model, not a curated record. Lineage: Eukaryota; Metazoa; Mollusca; Gastropoda; Aplysiida; Aplysiidae.
AUGGCUACUCUCACGUUUCCCGAUGUCACCGUCAUUCGUGAUGGAGACUUUCUGAACAAUUUCAACUUGAAGUUUGUGCGUGUCCUUGCCAAGAAGAAGAAUUCGCUAGUUUUGGAAGCUUCCAUGAAGAACGACGACUCCAUUCGUAAGGCAAUCAAGAAGAUCCCUUACCUGGACAGUAAAGGACGACAUCGAGGUCUCGAGGACAGCACCGAGGAGUUGACCAUCAUGCACAACGUUCAGCACCCGCACCUCAUGAAGAUGGACUGGGUGGUCACGUGUGACAGCUUCCUGGCUAUCUAUAUGCCCCUGUGUUCUCAGGGAUCUUUGGAUGGAUUGCGUCAGUCGCUCCAAUGGGACCAAGUGGAACGGGUUUUCGUACAAACCGCCUGUGCCCUGAGAUAUCUCCACGACCAGCGCUGUGUACACGGGGACGUGAAGCCAGACAACAUCUUCCUAGACGCCUCCGGCAACGCCAUCCUCGGAGACUUUGGUUGUUCUCAGAUCUUACCUGAUGGAGAAAACACCGUGAGUCGCUGGAGAGGAACUCUGGGAUACCAUGGACCUGAGUUUUUCCUUGGUUACAAAUUCGACCCUUUUCUGAUGGACGCAUACGCACUGGGAGCCACGCUGUGGUCUUUGGUUUUCAGACUCAAACCAGCAGACCUGGAUCUACUGGACGUUGUGAGGAAUUUUUCUCUGCCCGAAAUGUUCAGAGAAGUUCUGAAAGGACUUUUGCGCGGAGAUCCUCAGAAGCGACUGUCUGUUCCCGGCCUCUUGGAGUUCUUGUCUACUCGUGAGAAGCUCAGGGGAAUUAUGGAGGGUUUGUGAGAAACACGGACCUUUGGUAGUCGCAACCUUUUUUCUUUCUAUUAACUAAUUUGAUACUAAUUUUUCUUUCCUACUAACAGUAAUAGCACAACCCAACACCGAGCUCUUUUAAAUCUCGCUGACUUAAUUUUAAUUACAGUUUUGGUACCAUUAAAAGCAAUAACAUAUUUUUUUUAAAGAUUAACCCGAACACUAACGAAUUUUUAAAAACCCUUUUUAAUUGACACUAGGUAUAAAGUAACCAAUAUUAAGUAAAUGUACUCCACAAACUAAAAAACACUAAAUUAAAUACACUUCAAAA